UGGCGAAACGUGGGGAGGAAGAAGUGGAGCAAACAGCGUUGUGAAGCUUCUCCACGUGAACCGAUGCGAACGGAACAUGGCGUCGACUCAGGAGCCGGAGAUCCAGUUCGCCCAGAGACUGGCCUCCAACGAGAAGCCCAUCCGGACCAAGGCGAUAAAGAAGCUGAGGAAGUACAUUAAUGUCAGAUCUCAGAAGGAAGCAGGUGGUUUCUCAAGCGAUGAGGUGCUCAAGCUGUGGAAAGGUCUCUUCUACUGUCUGUGGAUGCAGGACAAACCCCUGCUGCAGGAGGAGCUGUCGAACCAAAUCUCCAGCCUGAUUCACAGCUUCCAGCACAUCGACGGACAGUUUUUAUACCUGGAGAGUUUCCUGCAGACCUUCAAACGGGAGUGGACCGGUAUCGACCGGCUGCGGAUGGACAAGUUCUUCCAGCUGGUUCGCUUCAUGUUCAGACGAAUGUUUGAACUGCUGAAGAAGAAAAACUGGGACAGCAGCGCGGUGUCCAGGUUUCUGGAGCUGCUGACGACUCAGCUCCUGCAGAGCGGCAGCGAGGCGCCCUGCGGGCUGCAGUUUCAUGUCCUGGACGUCUACAUGUCGGAGCUGGCAGCUGUGGGCUCUGCAGAGCUCACUGCUGAUCAGAAUUUAAUAUUCAUCGAGCCGUUCUGCAGAACAGCGGCAAAAACAAAAGAUCGGAGUCUUUCCGGAGCUAUCUGCAACAGCAUCUUCAGCACCAUCAUCGAUCAGGCUCCGUUUGCCAUCGAGGACUUGAUGAACGAGGUGAAAGCAGCACAUGAGUCAGACUCCGACUCGGGACAGGCCUCUGAAGAGGACCAAGAGGAAGAAGAGGACGAAGAGGAGAAAACAACAAGAAGAAGAAGCAAGCCCGUCGGCAAGAAAGGAAAGCAGAUCAAUGGCCGAAAACCAAAUGAAAUCGAGGACGAGGAGGAGGAAGAUGAUGAUGAUGAUGAUGAUGAUGAUGAUGAGCUUCUUCACUUGGAGGACUCGGACACAGAGAUGCCGUGUGAUGAAGACGUGGGUCCAGUCCUGCAGUUUGACUACACAGCCCUGGCAGACAAACUGUUCGUGUUCGCCAGCCGGAGCAACACACCGAGCCACAACAGACAGAGACUCUACAAGAUCAUCAAAGUGCUGCGUGACCUCAGUGAAGGCGUCUUCCCUCAGGACGAGUAUCCGGAGGAAGUCUCCACAGACGAGGACGAUGAUUAUUUCGGCAGCAGGAAGAGGAUGAAGAAAAGACGACGAAACAGGGAGGAGGAAGAGGAAGACCAGGAGGAGGCUCCAGCUGCCAAGAAAAAGAAAGGGAAGAAAAAGGAGGCAUCCAAACCAGACGGUCAAAACAAAGACUCAGGAAACGAUGUCAGUGACGCAGCUGAUGUGACGGCAAACAGCGACAAGAAGAAAAAGAAGAAGAAGAAGAAGAAGAAGAAGAAGAAGAAAAAGAAAGCUGUGCAGGUAGGUGCUGCAGAUUCUGAGGAAAACACGAAGACGUCUGAACAGGAGCAGAGUGUGGCUCAAGAUCCGAGUGCACGCGAAGAGACCGAAGGAGGUAAAACAGAGAGUUCACAAGAAGAAAAGGAAGCAGAGAAGGAAAGCUGCAUCUCAUCUGUAAAAGUCACAGAGGCAGCAGCUGCAGACGGGCAGGCAGAAACUCUGCUCCUUUCUGAGGUGAAGAAACAGCCUUCAGUCACAGUCACAGAGGAAGCCAGCGAACAAACCCCAGACAGCCAGGACCAAGCGGAAGAAUCGACAGAAAGCAAGAAUCAGGAGCUGAGGAAUCAGGAGGAGAAAAAGAAGAAGAAGACGAAGAAGAAGAAGAAGGGCCUGAAGUCACAAACGGAUGAGGUUGUGGCUGAGUUGGAAGAAGCAGAAAUAACGACAAAAACACCUGAGACUGAGACAGAAACUCCUGCCAAGAGGAAGAAGGAAGAGGAGGAGGGCCUGAAGGCUGAGGGAGAAUCGAAGGAGGCUGCAGAUCCCCCAGCAGCACUUUGUGAGGAAAAUGGAACGACCGAUUGUGCAACCCCAGCAAAGAGGAAAAAGAAGAAAAAGAACCUGCAGCCUGUCGACAAGGAGGAGGUGCAAGAGGUCGAGGGUGCAGCUGAGGAAGAGGGAGGACAGGCCGUAGCUGAUAUUCCAUCACCAGCAGAAACGGCCACCCCACUUAAAAAGAAGACAAAGAAGAAGGCCGAGUGGGAGGAAGCAACAGCUGAGGCUGCGCGUGAAAGCUCUGCAACCCCGCUGAAGAAGAAAGCGAAGAAGAAUGAAAAAGAAACGGAGGCUGCGGUGGAGGAUGAGGGAGCGGCAGCGGUGGCAGAAAUGGCCCAGGUGUCGGAUGCUGAGACACCGCCGUGUGAGACGACAACACCCGCAAAGAAGAAGAAGAAGAGCGGGAAGAAGCCGGCGGCAGCUCAGGCUGAAGACAUCAAAGAUUCAUCCGAGGCGCAGGUGGAUGGCAGUGGAGACGCGGAGCUCCUGCUGGGAGUAUCGGAGGUGCCCUCCUCUGGGAAAUCAGCCAAGAAGAAGAAGAGGAAGAUUCCCGUGGUGUUUGAGUUUGAGGCUGAGGAGGUGGAGGCGGCUGCAUCGAUCAACGGCCUCGCACAGGAGCAGACCAACGGAGACAGUAAUGUGAGCGAGCAGUCAACGCCUCUAGCUGCUAAAAAGCCCAAGAAGAAGAUGAAGACGCCCUCAGGGUCCGACUUUGUCACGUUUCAGAGCAACGCCGCCGUUCCAACGCCGCUCUUCUGCAAGACCAAGGGCGGCCUCAGCACCCCCCGGUCCAGCAAGAAGAAGACUCAAACUCCCAAAUCGGAGUCCAAGAAGGUGACUUUCGGCCUCAAGAACAACAAGACAGCCGAGUUCAGAAAGACGGAUCGCAGCCUGUUGGUGAGUCCAGACGGCUCGUCUCGAGUGCCCUUUGACCCCCAGCAGAAACCCAAGUUUGGGGUCUUGAAGUCUCCGCCCACCCCUCUCUCCAAAGUUAAAAAGACCCCCACCAGCAGCAAGAAGGCCGUCUCCAAACUGUCAAUCGUGACUCCUAAAAGACGAGCAUCUGCUGCAGAUUUCUUCUGAACGUCGGCGCCCUGACAGACUGUUGGUGCAGAUGUAAAGGACUGAGUUACACACUUCUUCUGUUUGGACUGAUUUAUAAAGACGUAUUUUUGUGUUUAUUACACGUCGGCGUUUCCUCUCUGAGUGACUCCAAGUUUUAAUAAAGUUACUCAUUACAGUUUUUCCAAUUUUA
Messenger RNA from Labrus mixtus (cuckoo wrasse), 3260 nucleotides. Its product is annotated as ribosomal RNA processing protein 1 homolog B-like. NCBI's taxonomy places the organism in Eukaryota, Metazoa, Chordata, Actinopteri, Labriformes, Labridae. The record is from RefSeq and is a predicted model, not a curated record. The transcript is spliced from 16 exons. The coding region runs from base 77 to 3088 and encodes 1003 amino acids. Gene Ontology annotation, cellular component: preribosome, large subunit precursor; nucleus; preribosome, small subunit precursor. Gene Ontology annotation, biological process: rRNA processing.